Schizophyllum commune H4-8 is the source of this 937-nucleotide messenger RNA. RefSeq lists its product as uncharacterized. Gene Ontology annotation, cellular component: membrane; EMC complex. The transcript is spliced from 7 exons. NCBI's taxonomy places the organism in Eukaryota, Fungi, Basidiomycota, Agaricomycetes, Agaricales, Schizophyllaceae. Gene Ontology annotation, biological process: protein folding in endoplasmic reticulum. The coding region runs from base 34 to 855 and encodes 273 amino acids. The record is from RefSeq and is a predicted model, not a curated record.
GACGCAUUGUCACUCCUUUUGUCGCGCCCGGCCAUGGCGAACACGGUCGGUGGCUCAGAUGUCUCCCUACUGCUGGACCCGCAAAUACGGGACUGGGUCCUGUUCCCCAUUACGCUAGUCAUGGUCCUCGUCGGCGUGCUGCGUGUCAACGUCGUUCAGCUGCUCCAGUCCCCACCCAAGAGGCAAAAGAAGGAGAACGUGAGGGAGACAAGUGCGAUACUCCGAGGGGGUGCACUCCGGCAGACGGCGCAACACUCCCCUCUCCCGCCGGCGUACUUCCUUCCGUUAGCGCGCCAGCUCGCCACGAAUCUGGAGGAGGGCGCGUUCCUCAAGGACAAGCCUAAAGACACCACUCAAGGACCUUCUGCGCCUCCAAACCCCCUCUCGGACCCCGCUGCUAUGGAGGGCAUGAUGUCGGGCAUGAAGACCCAGAUGGUCAUGAUGGUCCCGCAAAUGGUGAUCAUGGGCUGGAUCAACUUCUUCUUCCAAGGCUUCGUUCUCAUCAACCUCCCCUUCCCCCUCCCGGCCACGUCUGGCUUCAAGUCUCUCCUUCAGCGUGGUAUCCAGACCCCUGACAUGGACGUGAGAUGGGUAUCAUCCCUCUCCUGGUACUUCCUCAACUUCUUUGGUCUAAAUGGUCUCUUGCGAUUACUCGUAGGUGGAGAUGAUGGCGUUGUCGAUCCUAUGGCGGCCAUGUCUCCGAUGACACCCAUGAUGCCUACUGGCCCUGGAGCGCCUGAUGCCUCGAAAGCGCACAAAGCAGAAGCAGAGAACAUCCGCUUCGCCGAGAGUGUAUACAAAUGGGUCGGAGAUGAUGUCGAGACGCGCGUCCUUUCGCGAUACGGUAUGAAGUGACUCGUUCGGGUACCCAACUAUAAACUACUGUGCACAAUAAUUGCGCGUAAGCGCAAGCUGUGAGCGCUUUUAGUUGCUGGCU